AUGGCAGCCUCCAUCCAGCAGACCAGUGCGCACCCGCUGAAGUUGGACGCAUCCUCCGCGUCCGUGGCAUUCGAAGCAUUCGACCUUCCAUCAAGCAACCAGCGCAUUCUUGGAGCACCACAUCCCGCUGGCGCAGUGAUCCCAUUGGCACUUCGACCUUCAGUCUACGACAAUGAGGAAGUCACAUUAGAUCGAGCCAUCGAGACAAUCAAGUCUCUCCAAGCCCAAGAUGGCAUCCUCACCAAAAAGCUGGCACAACACGGCACGCUCCUCUUCCGUGGUCUCCCCAUCCACAAUGCCGACGACUUCAGCAGAUUCGCCCACGCAUUCGGAUACAAGCCACACGAGAUCAUCGGCAUCGUCGUCGACCGACCGCUCCUAGCACCCAACGUGGCACCAGCUAAUGAAGCACCCAAGGAAGUCCUGAUUUACAACCACAACGAGUCACCGCAAGUCCCACACGCACCAGAGUACAUCUUCUUCUACUGCAACAAGGCCCCCGCAUCAGGCGGCGAAACGCCCAUCUCGUCAUCUUUAGAACUCUUCAACCGCGCGCAGCAAGAAAUCCCAGAGUUCACCGCCGAGCUCGGCACCAAGGGCAUCCUCAGCAAAGUCACGUACAAAGUCGACAAGCAGUACGAAGGCGGGUCGACUCUGCGCCAGGCCUUCGGCAAGGACAUCAAGGAUGAUGACGACGAAGCCACGCGCCGGUCCAAGAUCGAGGCCCAGAUCGCAAGGUAUGGCCGUGGUAAGCACACGACCUCGGACUGGACCGACGACAACACUUUAGUCCUCACGCACAGAUUGCCCGCGAUCCGCACGCAGCCUAGCACAAACUUGCCGACACUGUUCACGGGCUUGGCCGCAUACUAUAAAACAACACAGCACAAUAAGACAGCUACAGCGAGAAACAAGGUGACGACUCAGUAUUUUGGAGACGGCACGCCCAUCCCGGAGAAGUACCUUGCCAAGCUGGCGGACAUUACGGACGACAUUCGCGUGCUGCAUAAAUGGCAGCAGGGUGAUGUGCUGGUGUAUGAUAAUAUUAUUGCUCAGCAUGGGAGACAGCCGUGGCAGGGCGAGCAGAAGGACCGGGUGAUUCUGGCUAGCUUGUUUGAUGGACACAGUGUCCCUGGUGCGUAUGGGGAGCAGGACUGGGCCCAAGUCGUUCAGGCUUUGGAUGGAUAG
This is a messenger RNA of Exophiala viscosa, 1188 nucleotides long. RefSeq lists its product as uncharacterized. Gene Ontology annotation, molecular function: oxidoreductase activity. The transcript has a single exon. Lineage: Eukaryota; Fungi; Ascomycota; Eurotiomycetes; Chaetothyriales; Herpotrichiellaceae. Bases 1 to 1188 code for a protein of 395 amino acids. The record is from RefSeq and is a predicted model, not a curated record.